Molecule: messenger RNA, 2536 nt
Organism: Bactrocera latifrons
Lineage: Eukaryota; Metazoa; Arthropoda; Insecta; Diptera; Tephritidae
Gene: AGBE
Product: 1,4-alpha-glucan-branching enzyme
Exons: 6
Coding region: 330-2399 (689 amino acids)
Biological process (GO): glycogen biosynthetic process
Cellular component (GO): cytoplasm
Molecular function (GO): 1,4-alpha-glucan branching enzyme activity; cation binding; hydrolase activity, hydrolyzing O-glycosyl compounds
Source: RefSeq, a predicted model, not a curated record
CCACAAAAGCAGAAUAAACAAAAUAAUAAGUGCCUCCAACCGACGCUAUCAAACAGCUGUGCUCCCUAUUCGGUGUAUAUUAGUUAGUUGUUGGCGUUUUUUCACUACACAGUUUUCUGCCRUCGAAUCAAGUCAAUCAGUUGGCGUCCAAACAUAAAAGCAACCGGUCUAUUGGGAUAUAUUUAGAAGGCAGAAAUAUAAAUUCAAUAAACAAGUGUACACGCUUCCAGCGAGUGCGAGUGUACAAAUAAUAUAUUGUUUGCCGAUCACGAAAUCAUUUUACAUUUUAAGUUUAUUUUGGCUGUGUAAAUAAUUCAGAUAAUUCCAUAAUGGAUCCAAUGCAGGUUGAAGUGAAAAGUAUUGACGAACUUUUUAAAUUAGAUGGUUAUUUAAAGCCAUUUGAACGUGAAAUACGACGCAGACAUGGCGUGCUUAAAGAGUGGAUCGGCAAAAUCGACCAGCUCGAAGGCGGCAUGGAUACAUUCUCACAGGGUUACAAAUAUUACGGAUUACACUUCCAACCCGACAACUCUGURAUUGCACGCGAAUGGGCGCCUGGUGCACAGCAAGUUUAUCUCACCGGUGAUUUCAAUAACUGGCAAUGGGAGGCGACCCCUUUUAAGAAGCUCGAUUACGGGAAAUGGGAAUUACAUUUGCCCGCCAAUGCCGAUGGCAGCGUGCCCAUCAAACAUCUCAGCGAGGUGAAAGUGAUAAUACGCAAUCAGGCCGGUCAUCUCUUGGAUCGACUCUCACCGUGGGCCACAUAUGUGCGUCAACCACCCAAGGAGGCCAAUCAGGGUGUCAACUAUAAGCAGUAUGUGUGGAAUCCACCGCCAACUGAACGCUACCUCUGCAAGCACCCACGUCCGAAGCGUCCCAAAUCGUUGCGCAUAUAUGAAUGCCAUGUGGGUAUUGCCUCGCAGGAGCCACGUGUUGGUUCAUAUCAGAACUUCGCCGAUAAUAUAAUACCGCGCAUCAAGCGUCAAGGUUACAAUGCCAUACAGGUUAUGGCCAUUAUGGAGCACGCUUACUAUGCCAGUUUUGGCUACCAGGUGACCAGUUUCUUUGCCGCUUCCAGUCGUUAUGGCACGCCCGAAGAGUUGAAACGCAUGAUCGAUGUAGCGCAUGAACAUGGCUURUAUGUGUUAUUGGAUGUGGUGCAUUCGCAUGCGAGUAAGAAUGUGCAGGAUGGUUUGAAUCAAUUUGAUGGCACCAAUUCAUGUUAUUUCCAUGAUGGUGCGCGUGGAGAACAUUCACUGUGGGAUAGUCGACUCUUCAAUUAUGUAGAAUAUGAGGUGUUACGCUUUUUGCUUUCCAAUUUGCGUUGGUGGCACGAUGAGUACUACUUCGAUGGCUAUAGGUUUGAUGGCGUCACUUCCAUGUUGUAUCAUUCACGCGGUAUUGGUGAAGGUUUCAGCGGUGAUUACAACGAAUAUUUUGGUCUAAAUGUUGAUACGGACGCAUUAAACUAUCUCGGUUUAGCCAAUUACAUGUUGCAUACACAAAAUCCAGAGGUCGUCACUAUCGCAGAGGAUGUAUCAGGAAUGCCCACACUCUGCCGUCCAGUCGACGAGGGCGGUAUUGGUUUCGAUUACCGUCUUGCCAUGGCCAUACCAGACAAAUGGAUUGAAUUGCUGAAAGAGUUUACAGACGACGCCUGGAAUAUUGGUAACAUCGUGCACACAUUGACAAAUCGUCGMUGGAAGGAGAAAACUGUUGCCUAUGCUGAAUCUCAUGACCAAGCUUUGGUCGGUGAUAAAACGAUUGCCUUUUGGUUAAUGGAUAAAGAAAUGUACACACACAUGUCUACAAUCUCCGAGCCGUCGUUGAUUAUCGAUCGCGGCCUUUCGCUGCACAAAAUGAUACGUUUGAUCACACAUGCACUUGGAGGUGAGGCAUACCUCAAUUUUAUGGGCAACGAGUUCGGCCAUCCCGAAUGGUUGGAUUUCCCACGUGUGGGCAAUAACGAUUCCUAUCAUUAUGCGCGUCGUCAGUGGAAUUUGGUUGAUGAUGCAUUAUUGAAGUACAAAUUUUUGAAUGAAUUUGAUCGUGCAAUGAAUGAGCUGGAAGAGCGCUACGGCUGGCUACAUUCAGAUCCCGCAUAUGUCAGCUGGAAGCAUGAAGGCGAUAAAAUAAUUGCUUUUGAACGCGCCGGCUUAGUCUUUGUUUUCAAUUUCCACCCCACACAAAGUUUUACUGGUUAUCGUGUUGGCACCAAUUGGGCAGGCACUUAUCAGGCGGUGUUGAGUUCGGAUGAUGAACUCUUUGGCGGCCAAAAUCGUAUUGAUAAGAAUUGCAAGCAUUUAACACGAGCCGAAGGCUAUGCAGGACGCCAGAACUUCUUUGAGGUUUACACACCCUCACGCACAGCUGUGGUAUAUGCCCACGUAAGUGACUAGACGACAACGGUAAAAAGGCUGUCUAAAGUUGGAGGGCUAUACUCAUAUUAGUAGUUGUAAAAAUUUACCAUUUGUUUUAGAAAAAAAUAUACAAUAAGUGAAAGUGAACAAAAUUUUUCUAUUAAAAAUAGAGCUUA